AUGACUUUUCUUUACAAAUCAAGAGAUUUCCACAUUGCUCUUUCCUUCUCUUUCUGUCUUUUUCAUUCACCUCUCCUUUCUUGUUUUAAUCUUUCUUUCUGGUUUUCCUACUUUGUUCAUUAUUUUUUUUCUUUUUUCUUCAUGUCACUAAGUAGAAUAUUCUUUUUCUUCAACUUCUUAUUCUUUCUUGCAAUCAUUUUGAGCUUAUUUCUCACAUUUUUUUUCUUUCGUUCAUUCUGUUUUCUUUCUUUUCAUUUUAUUUUUUCAUUUCUUUCUUAUAUUUUCACUUUUAUGCUUUUCUUUCUUUCUUUCUUUCUUUCCUUCUUUCUUUCUUUCUUUCUAAUUCACUUUUUCACUUCUUCCUUUCUUCAACAUUCUGUUUUUUCUUUUUCUUUUUCAUUCACUCUGAUUCUCUCUUUUCAUAUUCAUUCUACUUCUUUCUUUCUUCCUCAUUCACUCUCUCUAAUCACUGCUUCUUUCUUUCUUUUAUCUUUCUUAUUCGUUCUAAUUUUCUUUUUUUAUUUCUCGUUCACUCUGCUUUCUUUCUUCAUCAUUCAUUUUCCUUCUUUCUUCCUCAUUUAUUCUCUAUCUUUUUUAAUCACUGUGCCUUUCUUUAUUUUAUCUUUCUCAUUCACUCUUUUUAUUUCACGUCCUCUCUGCUUCAUUUUUUCUUAUUCAUUCUCUUUCUUUCUUCCUCAUAUACUCUGCUUCUUUUUUCUUUUGUGUUUUCUUAUUCACUCUAUUCCUUAUUCUAUUUUUUCUUUUUUAUUCACUCAUUUCUCUUCUUUUCUAAUAUUUCAUGUCACUGCCAACAUAAACUGCCACUUUUGUCUUUAA
Molecule: messenger RNA, 837 nt
Organism: Acanthosepion pharaonis
Lineage: Eukaryota; Metazoa; Mollusca; Cephalopoda; Sepiida; Sepiidae
Source: the annotation of a GenBank genome assembly